AUUAAAUAUUGAACCAGAAAGCAAGUGAAAUCACACACCAGAAAAAUGCAAUCUUUAUCAGCAACUCAUGCCAAAUCUCUCUUGCUUCUGUCAACAAUCCUAUGUACUCUCAAUCUUGUUGUUACCGAACAAGGGUUUUGUUCUGCAAUAUCAUCAGUAACUGAUUCCAAUUCAAAUUGUAACCCCCUUUAUUCAAAGGUUAUUAAUCCCACUCUCAACCCUUCUCAUCUACAAGAUUUACCUGGGUUUACUAGAAGUGUGUAUAAGAGUGAUCAUGCUUUAAUCACUCCUGAAAGUCAUGUGUUCAGCCCAUUGCCUGAUUGGAGCAACACAUUGGGGGCUUAUUUAGUGUCUCCAGCAAUGGGUGCACAUUUUGUUAUGUAUAUUGCAAAGAUGCAAGAAAGUGCAAAAUCAGGGUGUCCUCCUAAGGAUGUUGAGAGGUUUGUAUUUGUGCUUCAAGGGUCGGUCACAUUCACUAACGUUUCUGGUGUUGGUCAAACAUUGAUGGUGGAUUCGUUUGCUUACCUACCUCCUAACUCAGAACAUCUCUUUGAAAGCUAUGAAUCUGCUACACUUGUUGUGUUCGAAAGAAGGUACGCUUACCUGGAAAAUCAUGUUCCUGAGCAAAUUGUUGGUUCCACCGAUCAACAACCACUUCUUGACACCCCUGGCGAGGUGUUCGAACUGCGGAAGCUUCUUCCUACAUCCCUGCCUUAUGACUUCAACAUUCAUAUCAUGGACUUCCAACCGGGCGAAUUUCUCAACGUAAAGGAAGUUCACUAUAAUCAGCAUGGUUUGCUACUUUUAGAGGGACAAGGUAUUUACCGUCUAGGUGACAGCUGGUAUCCGGUCCAGGCUGGAGAUGCGAUCUGGAUGGCUCCAUUUGUGCCUCAAUGGUAUGCUGCGCUAGGCAAAAUUCCAACCCGAUAUUUGCUCUACAAAGACGUAAACAGAAAUCCGUUGUAAUCGAGGAAAAGACCAUCUUAUUAUGAGCUUCAAGUAUGCAAUAGAACAACAUUAUAAUCAAUCAUGUUUGUACUUAUGCAUGAAGGUUGGUUAUGUAAUAUCUGAUUUCAUUGCUAAAGAGUUGUUAUUUCUUUUUUUUAUCA
Molecule: messenger RNA, 1109 nt
Organism: Helianthus annuus (common sunflower)
Lineage: Eukaryota; Viridiplantae; Streptophyta; Magnoliopsida; Asterales; Asteraceae
Product: (S)-ureidoglycine aminohydrolase
Exons: 13
Coding region: 46-966 (306 amino acids)
Molecular function (GO): ureidoglycine aminohydrolase activity
Source: RefSeq, a predicted model, not a curated record